Messenger RNA from Anopheles maculipalpis, 1239 nucleotides. Its product is annotated as zinc finger protein 271. Gene Ontology annotation, biological process: regulation of transcription by RNA polymerase II. Gene Ontology annotation, molecular function: DNA-binding transcription factor activity, RNA polymerase II-specific; zinc ion binding; RNA polymerase II cis-regulatory region sequence-specific DNA binding. Gene Ontology annotation, cellular component: nucleus. NCBI's taxonomy places the organism in Eukaryota, Metazoa, Arthropoda, Insecta, Diptera, Culicidae. The record is from RefSeq and is a predicted model, not a curated record. The coding region runs from base 14 to 1237 and encodes 407 amino acids. The transcript has 4 exons.
GCUUAACUUCAAUAUGGAUUACAACAUAAGUCGGUUGUGCCGAGUGUGUCUGGAGGAGGGUGUGUUUGCAUCCAUAUUUAGCACCGACCUGGUCCCAAUGGCUCCGGCCAAUAUGCUUGUAAUGUGUGCGAACAUAAAGGUAUCGAGAGAUGAUGGUCUGCCUAGUACGAUUUGCAACAAUUGCAUGUACCGACUAGGGGUGGCAUUUCAUCUUAAGCAACAGUGUGAAAAUUCUGACAUGAGACUGCGGCAGUACAUGAACGGAGGGUCUGCUAUGGACUACAGCUAUACGCUGGAUAAAGAAACGAUGACGGAUGAUUCGUGGCUGGUGUCGGGAAUGGACCACAAAGGCGAUGAACAGAAAUCGGCAGAAAAAAAAUCAAACAGUAGGAAACGAUACAGACAGAAGCUCCCGGAAGAGCGCAAGAAGAGAGGACCAAAACCGAUGCCGAAAAUACCACAAACAUGCUACCAGUGUCACAAAACGUUCAAAUGUGCCGCACAGUUGCAAAUGCACUUGAGGACCCAUUCCGGUGAGAAACCGUACUCGUGCAACAUUUGUCCUCGAAGAUUUGCUCAAAAGCACAAUCUUGCAAUACACGUACGCACACACACCGGCGAACGGCCGUAUCAGUGUGAAAUCUGUAGUAAGCAAUUUUCCGCACUGGGCAACUUUCAAGCCCACAAGAAAAUACACACCAACGAGCGGGACCACGUGUGUCCGUCGUGCAAUAAGGGCUUCAUCACAUCCGGCGAUCUCACACGACACAUGAUUUCGCACUCGGGCAUUAAAAACUAUCACUGUGAUAUCUGUGCCAAAAGCUUCAGCCGCAAUCGCGACAUGAUGGCACACAAGCGAAAGAUGCAUUUGAACGAAUGUGGCAACGAAAGCUACAAAUGUCACGAGUGUCACAAAGUAUUUGCCACCCUGAAUAAUCUGAACGUGCACAUGAGGGUACAUGCGCAGGAAGUGAAUGUUUCGGUAGCGGAUCCGGUGGGUGAGUUAAUGCCACCAGCACCAUCACAACAGCAACAGCAGCAACACCAGCAUCAGCAACAAUCACUUCAACAUCAACAGGUUCCAGUAGCGAUUCCACUUGGACUUGGACCACCUGGACCGCUCGGUGUUGGUUUGGGUAUGCUACCGUAUCCUUCUUCACACAUGCCAACGCAUCCUCCUGCCCAAGUAGCGUAUCACAGCCAGAUGCACCCAUCCCAGCGGUUGCAUCCGUACUAAUG